AUGUUUUUCUUUCAGGCUUUGAUAGGUAGAGGUGAAGAGAACUUGCAAGUCAUGUUCCAAAAUGUAAAGGAACGUAUACAUGUGAAGGAAGCCGCUGAACAAGCUGAACGAUUAGCACGGCAAGUAAUUGAAGCAGGGAAACGAGGCUGGCGUGUUGUGGCGCAUUGGGAAUUGCCAGAAUGGCUUCGUGAUAAUGAUUAUAUUGAUCAUGGGCAUCGACCUCCAUUAGAAUCAUUUCGACUUUGCUUCAAAAGUGUCUUUCGCAUACAUACAGAGACUGGGAAUAUUUGGACACAUUUACUUGGCUUCAUUGCGUUUGUCUGUGUUACGUUGUAUCUCUAUCUAAGACCAGUGACAUUAGCAAGUCCUUUUCCCAGUGACAUAACGGAAAAGGUUGUUUUUGGCGCGUUCUUAGGUGGAGCACUGUUCUGUCUUGCUUUCUCUACACUUUACCAUACAAUGGACUGCCACUCAGAUAAAAUCUCAAAUCUAUUUAGCAGGUGAGUUAUACAGUAUGCUUUAGUUGCUUUACAUAAACAAGGAAUAGAUAAUUCAAUGUAAAAGUGUUGUUAAAUUAAAAAACACUGAAAACGUUUUUAAUACCCGCAUUUCGUUUUUACCCGCAUAUCAGCAAAAAUAUUUACGUGGUGCUAUAAAACCUCUAUUAAGCCUAGCCUGCGUAACGGCUCAGAGAAAGUAGAGCCUGCACGAAACCCCCUGCUUUGCCAUUUCCGCCCACUUAGCCUGCGGGCUACGCCCACUUUAAACAGAUGUCAAAAUUGGCCAAUCACACAGAUUGUUUACGUUUGCAAAUUUACUUAUCAAAAUGAAAUAUAAAUAUAGAUUGCUGUAUGUUUGCAAAUUUCAAAACGAAAUACUGUAAUAUACGGAUGGCGGCUAAAGAAAAUUGAAGUCUGUGGGAAUAGCGCUAGGCCUAGGGCAAUCUCCAUCGUUGUCACAAGUAGUUUGCAGUCCGUAUCUAGUACGAUAUUUCGUAGCUUUCUCGCACACGUACAAAUAGAAUUUAUAGUUUCGACAGCGGUCAACCGUGAUCUAUUAAAUGUUAAAGUUUCGAGCGAUGCUGAUAAGAGAAUAUUAAAGGUGUUUAAAGCCAUCACUUCACAGAGAGCAAGUCCUGUUCAUAAGACAUAAGCAUUUAUAGCAAUUCUCUCCUGGCACAAAAUUAUUAGCUACAAAAUCAUGAAGAAAAAAUCUAUUUGUCGUCGAUGAAUUUAUGAAAACGAACACGCUCGUGAGUUGUGAAAGAGCCAAGAGGCGCUGCUAACAGACAGCAAUCCAACGAAGACACCACAGUCGGUAUCUCUAUAGAGCUUCGUGAACCAACUUCGUAAAUAAUUUUAAUGUUCAACCGUAAAUCGUGGCUUUUAAGUUCUUUUGAAUGCAAAACUCAAAGAAACGCCUCUCAAUAAUACAUCCGCCGUGUUUGUAUCAAUUUUAGCAUAAAUUAGCAUAUUUUUUUUUCCUUUUGAACCAAUCAGAUUUCUCGUCCUCUGAGAGAACGAGUAAAUACGGCAAAGCAGGGGGUUUCGUGCAGGCUCUACUUUCUCCGAGCCGUUACGCAGGCUAUAUUAAGCCUUUCUGUACUAACUCCCCCUCUUUUGAGAAAGACAUUUAUCAAGCCCUGUAUUUGUAGUAGUACCAAUACAUUUACCCUUCCAUGCCCCAACAAUUUAAACUAACGAGCUUGAGUCUGAGGCUCCCAUGAACAAUAAUCUAAAACCAUGCCUGCGGUAUGCCUGCACUAUCAUUGUUUACAGCUGUUGAUGCAUACAUUCUUUUGUGAAUUAUUUGGUUGAACUUCUAACGACAAUAACCCGCCGACAUACCGCAGGUAUACAGCUAUUUCAAUUAAGGUUGUCCACGAGCAAAGCGGAAAAGUCGAAUACGAGCGCGAAAGGCUGCUGGGAACCGCUUUGAAAAUUCAUUAAUUUGUUAGCGAUUCCCAGCAGACUUUCGCACUCGUAUUUGACUUUUCCGCUUUGCUCGUGGACAACCUUAAUUGAAAUAGCUGUAUAUGUGAACCAGGCUUUAGGAUGAAACUACUUGAAAAAUAUAACACGAACUUCGACGCUUCAAGCGAAACCUUUGUUUGGAAGUCAGUGAAGUUCUGUUAUAUUUUUCUGGUAGUUUGAUCCAAUUAUCCCUCAAGAUUAAUCUGCUCAGUGUUUACAUUUAAGUACAUCUAAUAAACGCACCUUACCUUGGGUGAUAUGAAUUGAUAUAGGAGUAUUUUGUGUGUAUUGGUGUUAUGUGUUAUUGGUGUUACUCUGAGUGUGCAUCCCAUAGAUAUCUUAUAUACACUAGAUAGCGCAUCUCUUUUAGUAAAAUUGAAGCCACGAAUAUUCCAGCGGUUACUCCCAUUUGAAUAGAUGGCGGCCAUAUUGGAGUUUCCCACUCGCUAAUAAACGCUUAAAAAACAAUAACUUUCAUCAUUUGAAUAGUUUGAAAUGUAUUUGGAAUAGGUUUAACUUAAUGUUUAAGUUCCCUGUUUAAGAAAUAGAAAACAUACGAGUCUUCUCAUUUCAUGGGAAUAGCCUGAGUCUGCAAUCACGGCUUCCAUUUCUGAAUUGCAGAAUAAUUAGAUGUACUAUCUAGUGUAUAUAAGAUAUCUGUGGUGCAUCCACACCGGGCAAGCUGAAAAGUUAGCUUGGCCAUUCCCACCGUGGCCAAGCUAACUUUUCAGCUUGCUCGGUGUGGAUGUACACUCAGAGUAACAUCACAAACAUAAUAUAGGAGUGUUUAUACUAAAAUCCUGAUUUAACCGAGGCUUCUAUUUAUUCUCAAUUUAAUGCAGUCACAUUGAGAUACAUAAAAAAUAACGCUAAUGAUAUUAUUUUUCAUUGUAGAUUGGAUUACACUGGAAUAGCCCUGUUGAUAGUUGGUUCUUUCAUCCCAUGUCUUUACUAUGGAUUCUAUUGUUAUCAAAAAACAAAGAUUGUUUAUAUAACUAUGGUUUGCUUGCUUGGACUAUGUUGUAUAGGUAUUUCUUUAUGGGAGAACUUCAACACGCCGAAAUACAGAGUUCUUCGUGCAGGUACUAUAUUUAGCUGCGUGUAUAUAUAUGCAUUCACAAUGUGGGGUGAACUUAUGGGUGGGAAUAAGUUAAUCGUAAAUCGUUUCAUCCCAAACAAUAUUAUACAUUUCAUGUCUGCUUCCGAGGGAAAUAGUUCGUUUGUUUUCCCGAGAGUCUCAAUUCGAGGGAAAACAAAUUUAAACUGUUUAACUAUUUCCCGAGAGAACAGACAUUAAGCGUUUUGUUAUAUACAGUAUAGCUGCGAACAAAAAUCAACAUUCAACAACAUUCAUACAACAAUUGUAUUUCGUGACAAAAACUCUAUAGUGUAAACGAGUUUAAAAUUAAACGAAACCUACUUAAACGGUUUCGGCGGCAGUAUAUCCUGUUUCCUGUUGUGUAUUUUUUUUUCUUUUACAUUCUUUAUUUGAACACAAACUUGGAAAAUCGUAUAGUUUCUAAUUAUGCUAGUUGUGCCGCCAUUUUGUUUAUUUAUGUACGUAGCCGGUCGGGGCGGGCAACAAUUUUUCACUUGUUGCCCAGCGGGAAACAUUGCAUUUAUCUGAAUACGUUUGGUGUUCACCCUAGCUAUAUAACAAUUAACAAAUAUAAAACAUUUUCCGUGUUGAUAUACAAUUCUAUCAACACGAGUGGAAAUUGGGAAAACGAGAAAUUGCGUGGAAACACGACGCCCGAAAGGCGGAGUGUUUUCACACAAUUUCGAGUUUGCCGAAUUUCCACGAGCGUUGAUAUAACUAUAUACAGGGAUGGAUCCAGCUUGAUCUGGUAGGGGGGUGCUCUGCCAACUCGGGUGCCGAGUUGUGUCGGUCAUGUGUGCCGCCCGGCCAUCAACUUGCUUCACUACUGGAAAGUCUUGCUUGACUACUGUAUUUGAAUUGUAAUUGUUGUUCACAGUUCGCUUAUCAUCAUGUUGUUACUCAAAUUACUGUAUCUCAUUUUGCCUUUAAUAAUUUCUUGCUUUAUCAUGAAAAAUAGCACCCUACCCGCCCCUCAGUAAAUCCAUCCCUGACUAUAUAUCAAUACGGAAAAAAAUGUUUUAUAUUUGUUUUAUAAUAUAGCACAAAGAAAUAUAAAGAAAGAAAUUGUCCGACGUUUCCGUUUUGACAUUGAGUUAUAUCAACCCGGCUCUUAGCCAAUCAGCGUUCAGAAUUUACAAAUGCUAUAUUAUAAUAUGCUGUGCUGAGUGGGUAUAUUACUACCUUAAAAAAUAAGCAGAAACUCGACGUUUCGAGCGAAGGCCCUUCGUCAUAUUAACUCUUGACGAAGGGCCUUCGCUGGAAACGUCGAGUUUCUGCUUAUUUUUUAAAGGGAAAUGGCAAUAUAUUUUUUUAUUUUUUCGUUUGAAAGAACAUUUAAAACCAUAUAUAAAACUCCUUUACCGUUUUUUCAUAUCUUGCUUACUUCUACAAAUAUUUUAAUCGAAUGAAAUGAAAUAUCCGCCAUCUUGGAUUUUUGUAGAUAUGCAUGUUACGUCACAACAGGGGUCACGCAAUAUUUUUAUCUAGACAACCACCAAUCAUUUUGCACCCAAAAUUAUACUCUGUAUGCUCUUGGAAAUAUCAAGAUUACUUGAAACUUUUAAAACAUCUACCAAUCAAUAUUUGGUCAGUAACGACUUUUAUAUGGUUAAUCCCUGUUGUGACGUCACCAAAACUACCGUUAAUGAGAUAAAAAAUGUAUCCAAGAUGGCUGACAUCUCAUUACUUCAAGUGAAAAUAUUUCAAGAACUAUGCAAGAUAUGAAGAAUCGGUAAAAGAAGUUAUUAAAUAGUUUCAAAAGUUCUUUCAAAUGAGAAAAUAAAAAAAUAUAUUGCCAUUUCCCUUUAAGGUAGUAAUAUAACCACUCAGCACAGCAUUUUCACAUUGGUACUACCUACACUGGGACAGACAGUUUUAGUAUAUAUUAUAAUAUAACUUAUUAUAUACUGAGCGCAGGUUUGCCUCCCUUUAAUCCUGUAAGUAAGGUCGACCGAACUACAUAGUCACGUAAAAACGCGCAAGUUGUUACAGAUCUGCGAACAAGUUAUAACAAGGUUGUUGCCAAACCGAUAUCAGGAUGUGUUCGCACUGCUUAUUUCCAGUAGUUGUGACAAGCCUGGAACAAUUUUUAUCACCUUGUUACAAGGUUGAGACGGGACCGAUUUGCUACAAGUUGUUCCAUGCAACAAGAUUAGUACAAGCUGUUCGUAACAAUCAGCAAGGCAUUUUUUAAUACCAUGACAUGGUGGGGCAUUUGCCCCACUGGGCCCCUUCCUCUGCUCCACCACUGAGGAAAAAAAUGGCCUAUUGCCCCAAAGCCAGGUCCCUAGGACCUGUAUUGAGUAAAUGAGUUUAACAUUAAAGAGAAGUUUAAAAAACAAAAUUUAUUGGUGAGCAUACUUAAACUUAUGUUAUGUUUGAAUGUUUAGCAUGCAAUUUAUUACAAAUUUCACCAUUAAAACUUUGUUUUGAGAAGUUGAGAUUCUGUAAAAAAUGUGUUCUCAGAAUGCAGAAAACGCUAUUUCAGAGAUACAAAUUUUUAAAAUUUCUUGGGAGGAGGCAUACCCCCAGAUCCCCCUAGCUAACUCGUGCCUGCGGUACUCAGGUUCACAUCUUCGGCGAUCGCAUACUAUCCUGGGAGGAAGCCAAGGAAAAUGGGCCCUUUGGCUGUUUUGCCCCACCACUGAAGAAUCCUUAAAAAAUCCAUUGUAACAAUUUGCUCCAGCUUGUCGUCAUCAACUUGUUACGUGCAGACGAAGUACUUGCAUAUUUAACUGUUUAGUUAUCACUGCUUUUUGAAUUCUCUUUCAAUGCCUUUUUAGUUGUAUUCCUUAGUCUUGGCUUAUCUGGUAUCAUUCCGUGUGUCCACAUUCUAAUCGCUCAUGGUAGUACAAUAGCUUUGAGACAGGCGUCCCUUGGUUGGCUAAUAUUGAUGGGCAUACUCUAUGUUACUGGAGCCGUCCUAUACGCAACUAGGAUUCCAGAACGUUUUUUCCCAGGAAAAUGCAACAUUGUGGUAAGUUUUGUAGCCAACUUUUUCAAAUGGCACAUGACACAAAUUCGAUGUCAUUGUAAUUACACAUUAUAA
Paramuricea clavata is the source of this 6121-nucleotide messenger RNA. NCBI's taxonomy places the organism in Eukaryota, Metazoa, Cnidaria, Anthozoa, Malacalcyonacea, Plexauridae. The record is from the annotation of a GenBank genome assembly.